AUGGGAUCCCCAUCCAGAAAGGGCUACUGGGGUCUUGAGACUACACAAAAUCAAAUAACUAGGAGUGGUGAUAGAGGCUGUCCAGAACUAGUGGGAGUCAACGGCGCGAGAUUAAUAGGUCCAAGGUGUAACAGGGUGUAUGUGGAAGCGAAAGACUGGAGAGAAUGGUAUGCUACUAGGACCAAUACUGUGGGUAUAGAACAGCUCACGAACGAUCUUGUAUGGUCUUCAGCGUGA
Messenger RNA from Blumeria graminis f. sp. triticale, 237 nucleotides. The record is from the annotation of a GenBank genome assembly. NCBI's taxonomy places the organism in Eukaryota, Fungi, Ascomycota, Leotiomycetes, Helotiales, Erysiphaceae.